AUGCUUGUCGGCGUUGCACCUCGCAGCAGCUUUCUCGCCCUCACCCCGCUUGGCUGUUCCGCCAAGGUUGCGUCUGCUCGUGCGCUCCCUCAGCGAAUUGUCGCCAUGACUCUCAAACUUUACACCUCCCCGCACAACAAGAACGCGUACAAGGCGCUGAUCGCGGCGCAAUUUGUGGGCGUGAAGAUUGAGACCCCUGCCUACCAGUGGGGCGUCACGAACAAGUCGGAGGAGUUUCUGAAGCUCACGCCCAUCGGCAAGAUCCCUCUCAUUGUCACUCCGGAUGGGCCAAUCUUUGAGAGCAACGCCAUUGCUAGAUACGUUGCCAGGCUAGCGGACAAGGGCCUGUUCGGGUCGAAUGCGUACGAGCAGGCUCAGGUGGAGCAAUGGAUUGACUUCGCCACCAAUGAGGUCGACACUCCUGUUACCCAGUGGAUCGGGCCUCUCUACCAGUAUGGCACCAGGAUUCAAGAGGUGGAGGAAAAAGCCAUUGUGAACGCCAAGAGGGGACUCGCAGCACUGAACUCGCACCUCGCCGACCACACGUACCUGGUGGGGGAGCGGGUGACGCUCGCUGACAUCAUCACAGUGUCGGUGCUGACGUCACCCAUCCGGGGCCUGUGGAGCGAGGAGUUCAUGCGGGAUUACCCCCACGUGCAGCGCUAUUUCUUCACGCUGGUUCACCAGAAGCAGUUCAAGGCUGUGAUCGGGGACGUGGAGCAGAUUGCCAAGGUGCCCACAGAGAUCGUCAAGUGGGAGGACUCGCCCCUCUUCAAGCUCAUGAAGCCCAAACAGGACGACAAAGCAGCAGCACCCGCAGCAGCAGCAGCAGCGGCACCAGCGGCAGCAGCGGGAGGGGGUGAAGUGGAGGAGGGGGCACCCAAGCCCAAGGCGAAGAACCCUCUAGAUCUGCUGCCUCCAAGCCCCAUGGUGCUGGAUGCGUGGAAGCGGCUUUACUCCAACACCAAGGCAAACAACUUCAGAGAGGUGGCCAUCAAAGGCUUCUGGGAAAUGUUCGACGCGGAAGGCUACUCCCUCUGGUUCUGCGACUACAAGUUUAACGACGAGAACACGGUCAAGUUCGUGACACUUAACAAAGUGUCAGGGUUCCUACAGCGCAUGGACCUCGCGCGCAAGUACGCGUUUGCCAAGAUGUGCAUCCUGGGGCCGGACGAGGGCCCGUUUGUGAUCAAGGGCGUGUGGCUGUUCCGCGGGAGCGAGGUGCCACCGUUUGUGAUGGAGGAGUGCUAUGACUGCGAGUUGUACGAGUGGAGCAAGGUGGACCUGAGUGACGAGGCGCAGAAGGAGCGUGUGAACGCCUACUUUGAGGAGCCCGAUGAGGUCGAUGGGCUUAAGCUGCAGGAGGCCAAGUGCUUCAAGUAA
Molecule: messenger RNA, 1383 nt
Organism: Closterium sp. Naga37s-1
Lineage: Eukaryota; Viridiplantae; Streptophyta; Zygnematophyceae; Desmidiales; Closteriaceae
Source: the annotation of a GenBank genome assembly